Molecule: messenger RNA, 1452 nt
Organism: Sungouiella intermedia
Lineage: Eukaryota; Fungi; Ascomycota; Pichiomycetes; Serinales; Metschnikowiaceae
Source: the annotation of a GenBank genome assembly
AUGGUCAGAUUAGGUCCAAAGCCACCUCAGCACAGAAAGGGUACCUUCACCGAUGUCCCUCAGGCUCUCCUUGAUGAGAUCAAGGAGAUCGAGAAACUUCUCACGUUGACUCCAGAGACCUUGCAGAAGAUUACCAAGCACUUCAUCUCCGAAUUGGACAAGGGUUUGUCCAAGAAGGGAGGUAACAUCCCAAUGAUUCCAGGUUGGGUUCUUGACUUCCCUACUGGCCAGGAAACCGGUAACUACUUGGCCAUUGACUUGGGAGGAACCAACUUGAGAGUUGUGUUGGUCAAGUUGUUGGGAGACCACAAGUUCGACACCACCCAGUCCAAAUUUGCCUUGCCAAAGACCAUGAGAGAGGCCACCAGCGACGAGUUGUGGGACUUCAUUGCCGACUGUUUGAAGAAGUUCAUUGACGAGUUCUUCCCAGAAGGUGUUUCCGCUCCAUUGCCAUUGGGUUUCACCUUCUCUUACCCAGCUUCUCAGGAUAAAAUCACCGAGGGUAUCUUGCAGAGAUGGACCAAGGGUUUCAACAUCUCCGGUGUGGAGGGUAAGGAUGUUGUCCCAAUGUUGCAGAGUGCCAUUGAGAAGUUGGAGGUUCCAGUUGAGGUUGUUGCCUUGAUUAACGACACCACUGGUACUUUGGUUGCUUCCAUGUACACUGAUGCCGAGACUAAGAUGGGUUUGAUUUUCGGUACUGGUGUCAACGGUGCCUACUACGACAAUUGUGGAGACAUUCCAAAGUUGGAGGGUAGACUUCACAGCGAUGUGACUCCAAACACUCCAAUGGCCAUUAACUGUGAGUACGGUUCGUUUGACAAUGAGCACUUGGUGUUGCCAAGAACUAAGUUCGACAUCCAGAUCGAUGCUGAGUCUCCAAGACCAGGUCAGCAGUCGUUCGAGAAGAUGAUCUCUGGUUACUACUUGGGAGAAGUUUUGCGUUUGAUCUUGCUCGACUUGGCCGACGAGAAAAAGUUGAUCUUCAAGGACCAGGACUUGAGCAAAUUGCACGAGGCUUUCGUCAUGGACACCUCAUUCCCAGCCAGAAUUGAGGAGGAUCCAUUUGAGAACUUGUCUGAUGUCCAGGACUUGUUCUCCGAGCACCUCGGAAUCCAGACCACCGUGGCCGAAAGAAAGGUCAUCAGAAAGUUCGCAGAGUUGAUUGGUGAGCGUUCUGCCCGUUUGUCUGUCUGUGGUAUCGCUGCUAUCUGUCAAAAGAGAGGAUACAAGACUGCUCACUGUGCUGCUGACGGUUCCGUGUACCAGAAGUACCCAGGUUUCAAGGAGAGAGCCGCCAAGGGUUUGAGAGACAUUUUCGGCUGGGCCGACGACCAGGAGGACCCAAUCGUUAUUGUCCCUGCUGAGGAUGGUUCUGGUGUUGGUGCAGCUGUGAUUGCUGCUUUGACCGAGAUCAGAUUGAAGGAAGGCAAGAGUGUUGGUGUUGCCAAUUAG